UGUCCGCCAGACUGCCGAGCGCGCCGGGCCUCCCGCUUCCCCGCGCCUCGCUCGGCCUCGCCGCGUCCCGUGAUCGAACCAUACAAAACCUCUAGUUACCAUCCGUCGCGAGUGCAUUAUGACACUAGUGAGCUAGCGGGCCGCUGUGACGGUGUCAAUCAUUGAUGUGUAUGUGUUCACGUGCUAGUGUGUUGUGUUAGGUUGGGCCCGUGACGAAAAGCGUUCGUGGUGGCCAGCGGAGCCUUGCACCCGGGCUCGGGCCGAGCUUUCAUGGCUCAGCCUAGGUACGACGAAAGCCUCCACGGCGGGGGCUACAUGGAGGGUGGCGCGAUGUACCACGAACACAGACUGUCUCACCCGCACCUCCCGCCGGUCCACUACCCCCCUCCCGCGGCGCCUGCGCACGCGCUCCCCGGAGAGCCGCUCGUCCACAAGCGAGACAAAGACGCCAUUUACGGACACCCCCUGUUCCCUCUGUUGGCGCUGAUUUUUGAGAAGUGCGAGCUGGCCACAUGCACGCCGCGCGAUCCAGGAGUGGCCGGCGGCGACGUAUGCUCAUCCGAAUCCUUUAAUGAAGAUAUUGCAGUAUUCAGUAAACAGAUACGCCAGGAGAAACCUUACUACAUAGCGGACCCCGAGGUCGACUCAUUAAUGGUGCAAGCGAUACAAGUUCUACGGUUUCAUCUAUUAGAAUUAGAAAAAGUUCACGAGCUGUGUGACAACUUCUGCCACCGCUACAUCAGCUGCCUGAAGGGCAAGAUGCCGAUCGACCUGGUGAUCGACGAGCGGGAGUCGGCGCGCCCGCCGGACUCCAACGGCGAGCCGCGCUCCGCCCCGGACAGCAGCCACGACGGCGCCUCCACCCCCGAUGUCAGACCCCCAUCAUCGUCGCUGUCUUACGGCGGCGCGGUGAACGAUGACGUGCGCUCCCCGGGCUCCGGGGGCACGCCGGGCCCGCUCAGCCAGCCCCCGCCGCAGACACUCGACGCCACAGAUCCAGAUGCGUUGGGCAAAUGGUGCCCGUCGCGUCGCGAGUGGUCUUCCCCCCCUGAUGUGGCGCGGAGGGUGUACUCCUCAGUGUUCCUGGGCAGCCCCGGUGAGUACCCAGGGGACGCCAGCAACGCGAGUAUUGGUUCUGGCGAGGGUACGGGAGAGGAAGACGAUGACACCAACGGCAAGAAGAACCAGAAGAAGCGGGGCAUCUUCCCGAAGGUCGCCACCAACAUACUCCGGGCGUGGCUGUUUCAGCACUUAACGCAUCCAUACCCUUCGGAAGACCAAAAGAAACAAUUAGCACAGGAUACAGGGUUAACAAUACUACAAGUUAAUAAUUGGUUCAUUAACGCGAGACGUAGGAUAGUGCAGCCAAUGAUAGAUCAGUCAAAUAGAGCAGUGUUCUAUCCGUCAGUAUUCCCGCACGCGGGCCCCAGCGGCGCCUACAGCCCGGAGGCCACCAUGGGCUACAUGAUGGACGGCCAGCAGAUGAUGCACAGGCCGCCCACCGACCCCGCCUUCCACCAGGGCUACGCGCACUACCCCGCCGAGUACUACGGCCACCACCUCUAAUGCACCCUGCAUACUUGUACAUAUAUGAAUAACGUUGACAUCGCUCGGGCAGCGGGAUCCCCGCGCCCCGCGCCCUGCGCCCCCGCGCCAUCGCGCCCUCGCGCCCCCGCGCCCGCACUCGCCUAGGCCGACCAACGCCUGUGAUACUGGCACGUGAUAAUUACAGGAGAACGAUGCUACAUGUACAUAAAAAAAAAAACUAAAAUAAAAAAACGCGACAUUUUUGUAAUAUUUGAAACAGUAUACGAUCUCCUAAAAUUAAGUUUUGAAGUCAACUUUAAUGGUUAAAAUAAAAUGUAAAUGUAAAACGCGAAGUGACAUGGACGCUGAAACAUGACGGUGCAAUCACCUGUUAAUAAAUAACGGUUUUAUCACUCGGAACAAUAGGAGCAAAGUUGAUGAAUGUAACAAUAAUGUGGUUUGAUAGUUAUCGUAUAAAUAUUUAUAGCUAAUUGUGUAUUGUUAUUACGUAAAUAUAAAUAAAUAAUUGAAUAGUUGUGUAAGUUGUAACUAUCACAGUACUUGGGUCGCUGUCGACAGAAAGGUAAUAGAUAUGGGACUUUUUUUGUAAAGGAGUUGUAUUAAUAGGUUUUAGGUUUUGAAGCAAGUUUCUUUGUGAGGUGGGAGUGCUCGGGCUGGAUCCCGGCCGAGCCUGCGCCCGCGCAUGUCCUCGCGCCCGGCCCGAGCUCGAGCACGCCACUGCUCCAGGUGUAACUGUAAAUUUCGUUUACGUGUUGCUCUUACCUACCAACUAAUUUAUUAAUAAUUAUCAAGCUCAAAUUGUACAUCUAUUACGAAUGUCAAUUUCUUGAAAAUUAAUUGUCCGCGCGUUUAAUUUACAGAAAACAUUUUGAAUACAUAUCUUUGAAUUAUAUAUUUAUUGUAAUGAUAUUGUAUAUCGAAUAUCGUUUUUCACCUUGCCUUGGUGUUCGAUAAUGUAGCACAAUUUGUAACCGAUGUAUACGAAUCACAAAAUGAUAUUUUACAAUGUUAAAAAAAUGAGAUUUUUAGGUCUAUUUUUUGUCUUUGUGGAUGAUACCUGAUAUUGAUUGCCUUCUAUGUUACCAGGUGACCAUAAACUUUAAGAUGUGCAGAUUAAAAAAUAACUUGAAAAAAAAUAUUGAAGCCGUGUUCGGCGCGAGACGAGUCGUUUUAUUUAUUUUUUAAUCUGUAGACCUUUCACACACGUAAUAUUUAAAAUUGUGUGGUUUUCAUGACUGAUGAGAAUCUGUGAGCUUCUUAUAGAUUACAUAUUCUUGUUCCGUGGUCUUAAAAAUACUUUUUUUGCGUAAAUGUAAACGAAUUAUAAGAUUUACUAAUUAGAUCAGCCACGGAACUGCUCCGCUGCAAGUGUUCAAGGUACGUUAAGCGAGUAGCUGGAGUCACAUGAUGAUUCAAGGAAAUGGGAACUUUGAAGAGGUUAAAAGAUUCGGUAAAAAACAUCGGGAACUUUUAGGAAGAGACCCUGAAAGUGUGCAUAUAAAAAGAUAACGUGAUUGAUACUUGCAGUGGAGUAUAAUUAAUAUUGUUUCCAAUAUAUUCACGUGAACCAUUUGAAAGUAAUGCGACGCAUUACGGCCUUACGUCAUGUAUACGAACGGGAGAUAUAAAAUGUCAUAUUGGUCCUAGCUAUGGUAAACUUUGAUAGCGGAAUAAUUUAUCCGAGAAAAAGCUUUAUUAUAGGCUAAUUAAGACCACCAUAUUGUCUUGUAAAUUGCGAUACGAUUGUAGAGAUAUAUUUAAAAAAUAUAAUAAUAAUAUUUAAUUCUAAUUUCAAAUACAUAUUAGCGAAAUAGGAGAAGUUUAACGUUUGUUUUUGGAAUACGAGUUUUAAAAAUGGAAUAGUAAGGGUUUAAGAAGCUGUCACUUUGACAGUCGUAUCGCAACUUAGUGUCUCAUUUUUAGAAAAAAGUUUGUGAACUUUUGUAAAUAAUAAUCAUCAAAUAUUAUACAUAAUUACGUCAUUUUACUUUGUAUAGACAGUUUUCCCCAAUGAAGUCUCAGUAUUAAAUAAUUUGGAAAGAAAAUAUUUUUUUUCUCUUGCAACACCGGACUUUGUUGAUACACAAUUAUUAUUGUUAUUUGCAUUGCGUGUAAUAUAUUUUUAUUAAGAGGAAAAUCUUAAAUAGUAGUUGUUAGGUAUUAAUGUAUUAAUUGAAGAAUUUUAUUUUGAUUUUUCUCUUUAUUACAUAUGUAUAUGUACAUUAUAUAUAAUGAUUUGAAAGUCAUCAAGUUAUUGUAAAUAUAGCUACUAAAAUGGUGAACAUGAGCGUCGGUCAGCGGAACAUUUCAAUUUGAUGAGAAAAAUAUUAAUUAUAUAUUUGUAUUGUAUAAUUUCGGCGAGAUACAUAUUAUAAAUAAAAUAUACGAUUAAUAAUAAACUGGUUUAUAUAAUAGUAACUUCAGAUCGCUGACGGGCCGUUGUGAAGGACAUCUGACGAAACUGUGUCGGCAUUAUGAAUGCUACGAAUUGUGUAAAAAAUAUUAAAACCUAAAAAAAACA
This is a messenger RNA of Trichoplusia ni (cabbage looper), 4069 nucleotides long. RefSeq names its product homeobox protein homothorax (gene hth). NCBI's taxonomy places the organism in Eukaryota, Metazoa, Arthropoda, Insecta, Lepidoptera, Noctuidae. Gene Ontology annotation, molecular function: DNA-binding transcription activator activity, RNA polymerase II-specific; RNA polymerase II cis-regulatory region sequence-specific DNA binding. Gene Ontology annotation, biological process: positive regulation of transcription by RNA polymerase II; brain development; embryonic pattern specification. The transcript is spliced from 14 exons. The coding region runs from base 271 to 1566 and encodes 431 amino acids. The record is from RefSeq and is a predicted model, not a curated record.